Messenger RNA from Penaeus vannamei (Pacific white shrimp), 2398 nucleotides. RefSeq lists its product as uncharacterized. The record is from RefSeq and is a predicted model, not a curated record. Lineage: Eukaryota; Metazoa; Arthropoda; Malacostraca; Decapoda; Penaeidae. Gene Ontology annotation, molecular function: serine-type endopeptidase activity. Gene Ontology annotation, biological process: proteolysis.
CAAAAGGCGACGAUCGUUGUGGCGAUCGCUGGCGUCGUCAGAGAGGCGAAGUAGGUGGCACCGCAUGUCCUUCACCCUCCCUCCGGAGAACUUCCUUCGUCAAUCUCUCUUGAAGUUCCCUGCCGAGGCGUAGGUCUCCUCGACUCCCUCCUCCCGCCGAAGCGCCUCCGACAGAUUGACCAAAUGGGGCCCUGGGGUUUGUUGCUCUUCGCCCUGGCUGCUGAGGCCAACGUCUUCAAGUUCGUCGAGUAUGGGGACGGAGAUCAGGAGGCUCUCAGCCGGAUGAAAAGGCGCCUUGAAAUCCCCCUGCCUGGCGGCGACAACAACGAAACCGUAGUUUUCGAUGAAACGACUGAUAUCUGUACCUGGUGCGACAACGAUGACUUGGAGGUCGACGAUGAGCACAGAGCAACGACCGUACAGAGGUAUACCAGGUACAUACCACCUGGAACCUGUAUUGAAAACAAGUCGCCAAGAUACCCAGAGAAAUAUCCCAAUAAUAAGGAUAUACGCUGGAAGUACACGGGAGCCUCGGGAAGUAUAUUGACUUUUAAAGUAAUUAAGGGAGGAGUCCAGAAACACUACAAAUGUCAGAAGGAUUACGUUGAGAUCUACGCAGACGGCAAAAAAACAAGAGCUUGUGGCGGCCUCAGGAAUUUCGAAAGAAGCUCAGGAUCCAGCAACAUUCUCGACGUCAAGUUUGUCUCUAACUAUAGACUCCAGUGGAAUGGCUACACUGCACAGGUCUGCGCAGCAAUACCACCAUCAACCACCACGACCACCACGUCUACUAGUACUACCAGCACCACAAGUACGACCACCACGACCGUGACACCAAUUAUGUGUGACGAUGUGUGUGGAAGCCUCGCAGGGUACACAGGACGAAUCAGCAACCCCACGCAAGCAGCAACGACCAUUCCCUGGGUCGUUGUAGUCGACAUCCUAAGGGAUAACCUGUACAUCCGGGCUUCUGGCAUCCUAAUCUCAAGAAAACAUAUCCUUACUGCUGCUUACAUUUUCUACCAAGGAUCUCCAACAGGGACAGACAACGUGGUCGUCCGACUCACGGCUGGCGAGUACGACCUUAGUGAACCCGAAUCUCCCGCUGUUCAAGUUCUUUACACAUCGGAUGUUCUCAUCAACGAAAACUUUGACGCCAGUAUGAGUGAACUCGAUUACAACAUCGCGAUCCUUACUCUGCCUGGCGACGGAUUCACACUCAACUCCCGAGUCCUCCCGAUCUGUCUGGGGAACAGCACGGUCAUGGACUACAUCAAGACUACGUAUUCUGCGGUCAAACUGUCGGGUUUCGGCUGGACGACUUACGGCUAUCCAGCGACGAACAUGUCAACCAUUAGCAUCAAUUUUUGCAACUUUCUCUUGGCUGACUAUUUCUUCUGCCUCUUCACCCUGGCCGCCCCGGAUACUCCCUGCUACGGAGACACAGGCUCCGCCUACUACGAGACCUACUCCGACGGCCGCAUCUACGCCGUCGGAAUGGUAACAGCCAUCACGCAGACGGUGUGUCCUGUCGGGGGCUUCGUUAUACCAGCAACCGAUAUCUGCUACUUCUACGACUGGAUCAACGAGAACACUUCACCGCGGCAUUGCAACCCUUGAUUCGGAAUGACCGGGAAUGGUAUUGUGUGGACUGGUUCUCGGGCGGUCAUCGAGUUCGGAUAGCGUUUUGGAAUUGGAUGUUUGAUUUCAUGGACUUGUUGUUUCUUCCUUGAGUCUUUUCGAUCUUUUUUUUUGGUCCUUUUUCUCUCUUUGGAUCUCUCUCUGUCUCCCUCCCUCCCUCUCCCUCCCUCUCCCUUCUUCCCCAGGCUAUCUCUCUCUCUCCCUGUCUCUCUCUCUCUAUCUAUCUCUAUCUUUUUCUCUCCCCUUCACAUCCUCUAUCUCUUUCACUUACAUCGUUGUUAUUCGCUCUUAUCCCCUAUCGUGAAUGCUGAAUCCAUACUUCUAGAGGCCAUCAGAGAAUCGUCACAUGCACUGCAAAGGCACAAGAUCAAACUCCAUUAUGUACUGUCGAGAGAAGAGCAUUUGCACAUAUUUUGGUCGCGGUGUUACAUGGGGAAUUUAGCAUGAGAUUGUUAACGAGUGUGUUGCUGAAUCACUAACGUUGUAUUUUACCCUAACCUGCCUUAAUUCAAACUAACCUUCCAAAACCUAACUUUCCUUAAACUCUACAUUUGUUCUUAAUACUACUGCUGCUGCUUCUAUUGGUGAUAACGGGGACCAGAUUUGGAAAACAUUAUCAAAAUGUGAAACUGGAAUAGUCAUACUGCUUAAUCAUCUAUAUGUUUCUAUACAUAAUCAGCAUAUUUUACUCUGGAAAUUUAACAGAAUAAAUUAAGAUGUCCUAAAUAAUAUAAACUCUAUUAAACGUAUCACUAAU